Messenger RNA from Eufriesea mexicana, 1368 nucleotides. RefSeq lists its product as uncharacterized. Gene Ontology annotation, cellular component: axoneme; ciliary basal body. Lineage: Eukaryota; Metazoa; Arthropoda; Insecta; Hymenoptera; Apidae. The transcript has 6 exons. Gene Ontology annotation, biological process: microtubule cytoskeleton organization. The coding region runs from base 1 to 1368 and encodes 455 amino acids. The record is from RefSeq and is a predicted model, not a curated record.
AUGACAAGAUGUACUAAGAGUGAAGUUAAUCUUAAAAGCACUGCAUACAACCAAAAUGGACAAAACUAUUUUGAACAAUUAACAGCAUAUAAUUCUAUGAGCGCGCACUUACGACGAAUUUUAUUAGCGAAAUGUGUCGUUGAUGCUAGAAAUAAAACCUACAUGCGCAAAAAAAAGCAAAUAUGUAAAGAAAUAGUUUGGAAACCAAGAUUUGCAAAAACAGAGAUUACAAAUAAUAUAAUUGAUAAAUUGGCAUAUGAUACUUCGUAUCAUCCAGUGGAUUUUUUAAAAAUGAAUUGUGACUUAAACUAUUUCUGUCAAUGUGAAACUCACAAAUUGUUUACUACUUGUUACAAUUAUGAUGUGAUUUGUUCGCGGCCAAAAUUGCACGAUCAUGUAGUUUGUCCAAAUUUUCCAAUGUCUAAAACAAACGAUUCAGAGCAAGCAAUAUUAAAUAGUAAAGAUAUAGAGCAACAAUCAGAUACUCAAUCAAUUGCUAAUCAUAAAAAGCUGUUUAAUCCUUCGAGUGUAAAAACUACAUUCAAAAUUCAAAAUAGACACGAAGGAAAUUCGAUAUUUUAUGAAUCUGGUUCCGAUUUUUUAUCACAAAACAAUCAGCUUUCGUCAGAAGUUAGCACGUCAAGAAGUAGCAGAAAUUAUGAAACAACACAAGGCCGCAGUAAUUUGGUUGAUAAUCAGAAAUUACACAUAAUAGACGAAGAAGCGAAAUAUGCAAAAUUUAUGUACGAAAUUACACACGAAAUAGUACUCAAUGGUCUGUACACUGAUGAAGAAUUGCAAGAAGUAUUCAAAAAACACAUUGAAAAAAACAAAACAGUUCUAGAUAUGAAUCGAAUGAUGUAUGAAAUUUAUCAAUUAAAACUUACUUUAAAUAUAACAAAUAAUUCAGAGGAUGAAGAAUUAGAAGAUCUUGUGUAUAUUCAGCAGUUACGAAUUUCUAAUUUUCGACCACCGACACCACCAAAAGUUUUAAAUGAAGAUAAAAUAACUGAAAAAUUAUCAUCGUACAAAAAACUAGACGAAAUAAAGCGCGAUUCGUUAAGGAAAAAUCAUAAAUCGGUUGUAUUAAUUGAUGCUAAUCCCGAAUUACGUGUAACAGAAAGGGAUGUUCUAACAUCGUUAAUAGAAGCUGAUAUUAAUCCUGAGCAAGCAGAAAAAAUUUAUAGAAAACUUUCUUAUAGAAGCAAAGAUAUUAUUUCAUUGGAUGAUACGAAAAUAGACGGAAUAAGCGAUGAAUAUGAAGCGAAAGAAAAUGAUCGGUUAAACUUCAAUUCAACAGAAUCAUAUAAUGUACACAAAGCAGAUGAAAGAAAAGUAAGUUCUAUAACUGAUAACGCACAAGUGUAA